Molecule: messenger RNA, 1119 nt
Organism: Cornus florida
Lineage: Eukaryota; Viridiplantae; Streptophyta; Magnoliopsida; Cornales; Cornaceae
Product: F-box/kelch-repeat protein At3g06240-like
Exons: 1
Coding region: 1-1119 (372 amino acids)
Molecular function (GO): protein binding
Source: RefSeq, a predicted model, not a curated record
AUGGCGGUCCUGAACCAGAACCUACCUGAAGAAAUCGAAUUGGACAUAUUCUCAAGACUUCCAGUUAAAUCUCUUCUGCAAUUCAGGUGCAUCUCCAAACCAUGUCAGUCUUUAAUUUCUGAUCCAUAUUUCUUCAAAUUUCAUCUCAAUCGAUCACUUUUCUCAAAAAAUUGUCGGAAAGUAUUUCUCUCUAGUUUCCCUCCCCAAUCAAUAGACUAUGAAUCAUUACUUGACAACAACAAGAAUGCACUACUGGAGUUGGAUUGUCCAUUGUGGAGUCGAAAAAGCAACGUCUCUAUAAUUGGUUCUUGCAAUGGUUUGAUUUGUUAUGUAGUUGAUAAAUUCAAGGUCAUCAUAUACAACCCUUCCACUAGAGUCUCCAAGGAAUUGCCAAAACCACCCAUUACUCCUCCACUCUCUGGUAGGAUUUGUUAUUAUUAUGGGUUUGGUUUUGACUCCUCCGACAACGAUUACAAGGUAGUUUUGGGUAUGGACAUUGUUGCUGAUACCUCAAAAAGUAUCAUAUUCCAUAUGUUUUGUCUUAGACAUAAUUAUUGGAGAAGAAUACAAGAUCUGAGUUGGAGAAGAAUACAUGAACGUCGGAGAUAUAAUUAUUUAGGUAUAUUCUUGAAUGGAGCUCUUCAUUGGCUAAUGAUACCCAAAGGCAUUGGUUUUGCACAACUUUAUAGGGUAAUUGUUACUUUUGAUUUAUCCAAGGAGGUAUUUAGUGAGAUGUCCCUAGAUAAUAUUCAGGGCCAAACAGAUUCGGAAUUUUACGGAUUGGGAGCUUUUGAAGAAUAUUUGUAUGCACUGUCUUUCUCAUUUAGUGCUAAUGGAACUUCCGUUGAGGUGUGGUUGAUGGAGGAAUAUGGUGUGAAGGCAUCUUGGGCUAAGUUUUUCACCAUCCCUUGUAUUGUGAGCAAUACUUGCUUGAAACCGUUGUGUCUUUUGAGGAACGGUGAACUUCUAGUGACAAUUGAUCACUACUACAAUGAUCAAAUAAAAUUAGGAUCAUACAAUACUAAAUUGAAAGGAUUUACGAGAAUUUGUAGUUUUCCCAGUUCUUCUCAAACGGUUUUGUAUGCGGAGAGUGUGGUUAACCCAACAGCUUUGAUGUGA